Abrus precatorius (Indian licorice) is the source of this 1530-nucleotide messenger RNA. Its product is annotated as UPF0496 protein At3g49070-like. The record is from RefSeq and is a predicted model, not a curated record. Bases 1 to 1530 code for a protein of 509 amino acids. The transcript has 6 exons. Lineage: Eukaryota; Viridiplantae; Streptophyta; Magnoliopsida; Fabales; Fabaceae.
AUGCUGGCCAAUGGCCUCUGUAAAGCAGGGAAACAAGAGCUGCUACUGGUUGAAGGACGUUUCAUACAGCCUGAUGUCUACAAUGUAAUUAUGAACAGCCUAUGCAAGGAAUCACGUGUGACAGAGGCAUUGGAUCUUUUGAAGGAAGCAGUUGCUUUGUUCAACGAAAUGGUAUCAAAAAGCAUCAAACCAGGUAUUCGGACGGAUUGUUCCAGAUAUACAGACUUACAAUUGCCUGAUGAAAGGGUUUUGGUAAACGAGGAAAAAUUUGUUAUAUUUGGAAGCUCUUCUGGUAGAAUGCUGAUAGGGCUGAUGUCAAACAAGACGGAUAGAAGAGUUUGGGUUACUGUGAAUGCUAGUGAUAAUAAUAAGAAAGUGAAGAGUGUUAACUUCAAUGGUGUGCCUACUAAGGUUUUGUUGCUUAGGAACAUGUGUCAAAUUCAGGACAUGAAAACAGGAAUGAGGAACAAACUGGUUCGGCGGAUAAAAAAGUUGCUUUCUUGUUCUGAGUGUAGAACGAGUUCUCCAAAUGAUGAAACAAGUGUGGAUGUGCGUGAGGAAUAUGCCAAUGCAUUUCGAACAGAGUCAUACACUGAGUUUUGGACACGUGUCAUUGCAUAUUCCAAUGGUGAAUCCUCAUCAUGUUUGUCAAGAGAGUCGACUACAUCGGCUCGGCUUCCUUCUUACCGUUUGUUUGCGGAGCAUCUCUUGGAUCCAAAUCAACCCACGGUUUCUGAAGUCUUAUCCAAAAUCCAAAACCAACCCAUUAUCCAUUCUCUCUUAUUAGACUAUUUUCUCCACACUUCCAAUGCUUUUCUUCUUUGUAGUCAUCUGUUAAAGGACAUUGAUCGUGUUCGUGCAAAAUACACAUCACUUAAGACUGUUCUUCAAUGUGUUCCAAAUAAUCAAGUUCCUUCCUCAAUGCUAAUCUCCCAUUUGGCUCAAUUUUCUAACUCCUUAAACCCAUUUGCCACAUCUAGCCCCUCACCAUGUCGGGUUCGGGUCACCCAAUGCCAUUGCUCCGACUUGCAAAAGCGGCUUGAGCUAAGCCGUGACAAGGUGCAAGCCAAGCUUCAGUUGAUUGUCAGGCUAAAAUAUGGCUCGGCUUGCCUUCUUGUGAUAGUAACAACUUCACUUAUGGUGGUUGUUGCUACUCAUGGCUUUGCUUUGCUUGUGGCUGUCCCGGGAUUGGCUUCCUUGAAUUUGGCUUCAAAAUGGAGGUUGGUUAAGGUCGCGGCUCAACUUGAUGCAGCCGCGAAAGGAACUUAUAUAUUGAAUAAGGACUUGGAGACAAUAAGUCGGCUUGUGGCUCGGCUUAAUGAUGAGUUGGAGCACAUGAGGGCAACAGUGAGGUUUUGGCUUGAGAGGAAAGAGGAUAAAAUUCAAGCCGACGGUGAAGUGGCGCGCCUAUUGAAGAAGAACCAAUGUACCUUUAGUGAUCAAUUGGAUGAAUUGGAAGAGCAUUUGUAUUUGUGUUUGAUGACUAUUAAUAGGGCAAGAGAUCUUGUGUUGAAUCAAAUCACUCACUAA